Molecule: messenger RNA, 837 nt
Organism: Botrytis deweyae
Lineage: Eukaryota; Fungi; Ascomycota; Leotiomycetes; Helotiales; Sclerotiniaceae
Exons: 1
Coding region: 1-837 (278 amino acids)
Source: RefSeq, a predicted model, not a curated record
AUGUCGGCAGAUCACCUCAUCAUUAAGUUACGCUACACCAAAAGCCAGCGCGAAAUGAUUGAAAAGGCCUUGAAUAAGGAAAUCAUUGUAGCUCGAGAAGAUGCCACUGGGGCCACUGGGGGCCAAAACAUCAAGAAUGAUAGACAACCCAAUGCACCUAACGAAUCACUCAUAAUCGAAAAAGUGCUAUCUCGAAUCCGCAGGAUUUUACGAAAUAGAGACUGUCAUGAAAAUUUUGAUAAAUUCAGAGAAUGUAUCUCCUUUCUCGAACGUGUAUUCGAGUGUAUUGCCACAGAAGAUGGAGCAGGAGGCUCUAGUGGUCAGCAACAAUGGUCCGCGAAAGACAAAGAUGGCAGGAAAGAGAUUGAAGAUUCAAAACUCAGAAUUGCGCAAUUGUUAGCGGAGAAUGAGAAAGUAAAGGCUACAAACAACGAAUUGAUCUGCGACGUUGAUAAGAAUAAGGCUGAGCUUUCAGAACUGAGAGAGGAGGUGGGACGAGCCAGAGAUAAUGAGAGUAAGCUGGAGGAGAUCACCAACAGUUUAGAGACUUCACGCAACUCCACAGAUAAAGCUCUCAAUGUCUUGACCUCUCUCAAGAAGAAAGACAAUACAUACCGAGAGCGUGUUGUUGCAUUGAAGAACGAACUGAAGGCAUGCAAAAGAGAGAGAGACGAGGCUCUAGAGAAUUUGGACCAUCAAACCGAGAGCUUCGAGAACGAACAUAAGACCUUGAUUGAUGAGAACACGAAGCUAAAGGCGACACUAACAGGCUUCAAGAGAAAAUUGAAUUGUGUAAUGGAGGAUGUGGAGGAUCCUAUUUCUCGUAAAAAGAGGUAG